This is a messenger RNA of Stylonychia lemnae, 1512 nucleotides long. NCBI's taxonomy places the organism in Eukaryota, Ciliophora, Spirotrichea, Sporadotrichida, Oxytrichidae. The record is from the annotation of a GenBank genome assembly.
AUGGUAGAAUAGCAAUAAACCAAUACUGUAGCAGAGAAUAUCAUAGUGUUUGAUCCAAAAUCCAUAAAUUUGAACGAAAGGCACACUAAGAUCAUGGGAACAUUUAUCAUAAAUGGAAUGGAUAGCAUUAGAAUCUUUUGCGAUGAUGGAUAUGAAACUUGCUAAAAACUUAUCCAGACUGGCAGGAAAUCAGCAUAGGAUUCAAAUAGAAGAAUUUCUGUAUGUAUAGAAAUGAGAUAAUCAAAGAAAUUAUCUGUGGGCUAGAUUGCUAAAGAUGAUUUAAUGCAGCUAAAAAUCGGAGAAAAAUUAAGAAUCACCACGGAUGAAAGUGUCAUUGGCACUAAGGGAAUAAUCUCAGUCAAAAAUUUCCAUAGUUUUCCUGAGGAACUAUUAGAUGAAUGCAGCAUGGUUUUCUUCGAUAUGGGAAGUAUUUGCGCACAAAUUAAGCAUGUUGAAAAAGAUUUUAUAGAAUGUGAAGUUUAAAAUGAUGGAAUUAUAUAUGAGAAUUCAUAAGUUAGCUUUGCUCAUCGGGGAAACUCUGAUAAUAAAUUUGAGAUGAAUCAUUCAGAGGAGGUUCUUUAAUCUAGUGAUGUCAAAUUUUGCUUGGAAAAUGAAGUCGAUUAUAUUAUUCACUCCAUUUAUAAUGGCAAAAAUGAAAUACUUGAACUACAAAAAAUGAUUGAUUAAGAGAAAUAAAAGAUUCCUGAUUAUAAAUAAGACUAAAAUGUAAAGAUAAUAGCAAAGCUUGAAAAUGAAAAUGCAAUUAUUGAUAUUGAGGGGAUCCUAGAAGUAGCAGAUUGUAUUAUGAUACCUCGGGGUGUAUUAGGCACAGUGCUACCUAUCGAAAAAAUCAGCUGGAUACAAAAGAAGAUAGUAAAGUGCUGCAAUUAAGCAGCUAAACCAUGCAUUUUAGCUUCUUAAUUUUUGGAUUCGAUGGUUCAUAAUCCAUUCCCAUAAAGAGCUGAAGUUACUGAUAUUUAUUCUGCUGUUAUGGACGGUGCAGAUUGUCUUUUAUUGAACUCUGAGACUACGAUUGGAAAAUACCCUAUCGAGGCUAUUAAGACUAUGAAUGAAGUGUGCAUGAAUGCUGAAAGGCACUUUAGUUAUCGGGACUUCUUUAUUGAAAUGCUUACAAAGGCUGAGAAACCUAUGCAAACAGUAGAAGCUGUUGCUAACUCCUGCGUUAAGAGUGCCUUCAACCUUUAGAGUAAUGUCAUUAUUUGUGUCACUGAUAUCGGAAGGGUCUCACGUAUGAUCAGUAAAUACAAACCUUAUUCUUAGGUAAUCGUACUCUCUACCAAUAAAAGGCUUGCGAAUCAAUGCUGCUUAUCUAGAUCUUGUAAUGGAUUAUGGGUUAAUGAUGUAAACAAUGUCAACCUUAUGAUCUUAAGUGUUGUUGGCAUCCUUAAAUAAUAGGGUCAUGUUAAGGAAAACGAUGAUAUAGUGUUUGUAUCUGGAGUUAUGGACAUUCAAAUUAAGAGUCAGUUCCAAAUGAAAUUAAUACAAGUUUGA